AUGGCACGGCCGGUUAAGAGGCAAGCACCACAAGCAGCACCAGCAGCGGAUGGGAUUAAGGAGGAACACCUUUUGGCUUUCAUUCUGAAGGAGAAAUAUAAAAACGGAUGCAAAGAUGAGCUUGAAAAAUAUUGUAAAGAGUUGAAGGAAGCAGAUAAAAAUCUAGAGAAAGUGAAUGAUAAAGUUAAAGGAUUCUGUGAAGAUGGAAAACAAGACGAAAAAUGCAAAGGCCUGAAAGAGAAAGUUGAACAAGAAUUGGACACUUUUGAUGCAGAACUUCCAGAUGAUUUAGGAAAUCUAAAAGAUGAAGAAUGUGAAAAACAUGAAGAAAAAUGUAUCCUUUUAGAAGAGACGGGUUAUAAUGAUGAUAUUAAGAAGAAGUGUGUCAACUUGAGGGAAGGAUGUUACAAAUUGAAGCGUGAAAAGGUGGCAGAGGAGCUCCUUUUGAGGGCGCUCGGAAAGGAAGCUAAAGAAAAAAACACAUGUGAACUAAAGAUGAAAACUGUUUGCCCAGUGUUAAGCCGAGAAAGCGACGAAUUGAUGUUUUUCUGCCUUGAUCCGACUAAAACAUGUGGAGAUAUGAAAACAAAAUUGGAAGAAAAUUGCAAGCCUUUAAAAGAAAAGCUUAAAGAUAACGAAUUAGAGGGAAAGUGUCAUGAAAGACUUGAGAAAUGUCAUUUUUACGGAGAAGCGUGUGCUGAUGCGAAAUGUAAGGAGGAUAAGACGAAAUGCGAGGGAAAAGGAUUCACAUAUAAAACGCCAGAAUCCGAUUUUAGUCCGGUGAAACCGAAGGCGUCGUUGUUGAGAAGUAUUGGGUUGGAUGAUGUGUAUAAAAACGCAGAAAAAGAUGGAAUUAUUAUUGGAAAAGCAGGAGUGGAUCUACCAAGGAAGUCGGGUACAAAAUUUCUGCAAGAUCUCUUGCUAGUGUUGAGCAGAGAUGAGAAUGAUAAGAAUACAGAUAAAAAGUGCAAAAAAGCGUUAGAAAAAUGUGGUGCUUCUGAGUAUUUGGAUGCUGAUUUGAAAAAGUUAUGCAAAGAUGGUGAUAAACAAGAGAAAUGCAAAGCAUUACUAGAUGUAAAUGUAAAAGAAAGAUGUACAAAUCUCAAAUUAAAACUUUAUCUGAAAGGAUUGUCUACGGAAUAUGAUGAUCAAGAAUCAGAUCCUUUAUCGUGGGGACAGCUUCCAACAUUAUUUACGAAGGGAGAGUGUGCAGAACUUGAGUCGGAAUGUUUCUAUUUAGAAAAUGCGUGUAAGGAUAAUAAGAUUGAUGAAGCAUGUCAAAAUGCAAGAGCAGCGUGCUAUAAAAAGGGACAAGACAGGAUGUUGAAUAAGUUCUUUCAAAAGGAAUUGAGGGGAAAUCUUGGUCUUGUAAGAUUUUAUAGCGAUCCUGAAGAAUGCAAAAAAUCUGUGGUAGGAAACUGUACAAAACUUAAAGAAGAUAGUAGAUACCUUUCAAAAUGUCUUUAUCCUAAAGAAUUAUGUUAUGCGCUUUCAAAUGAUAUUUUUCUUCAAUCCAAAGAGUUAAGUUCGCUUUUGGAUGAUCAAAGGGAUUUUCCAUUAGAAAAGGAUUGUCUUGAAUUGGUGGAGAAGUGUGAUGAACUUAGUAGUGAUUCAUUAUUGAAUUUAGAAAAGUGUAUAACAUUGAAAAGACGCUGUGAAUACUUUAAGGUUACAGAGGGAUUUAGAAACGUAUUUUUAGAAAAAAAGGAUGAUUCGUUAAUGACUCAGGAAAACUGUACAAAGGCAUUGCAUGAGAAAUGUAAUGCUUUAUCUAGGAGGAGAAAGAAUUCAUUUAGUGUUUCAUGUGCUUUACCAGAAGAAACAUGUAGUUAUAUGGUAUUCCACACAAGUCAAGAUUGUAAAUAUUUAAAAGAAAACAUCAAGAAUGGAGGAAUUGUAGGAAAAAUUGGGGGAGCAAAUGGAAAUGAAGCAACACUCGAAGAACUCUGCACAACAUGGGGCCAACAUUGUCACCAACUUGUGGAGAAUUGUCCAGAUCAGUUGAAAAAAGAGAAUGGCAAUAAUCAUAACUGUGAUGAACUCGAUGAAAAAUGCAGUGAUACCUUUAAAAGGUUGAAAUUAGAGGAGGAGCUGACUCAUCUGUUGAAAGGCAGUUUAAAGAAGGAUGAUCAAUGUACAGAAGCAUUAGGAAAGAAUUGCACUGACUUGCAAAAGAAUGAAACAUUCAAAAUUCUGCUUAGUGAUUGUGAAAAAGAUAAGCAAAAUGUUUGCACAAAAUUAGUUAAAAAAGUACAAGAGAGAUGUCCUACUUUAAAAGCUGAUCUGGAUAAAGCGAAAGAUGAGUUGACAAAGAUGAAGAAUGAGUACGAAAAGGCAAAAGAGGAGGCAGAAAAAUCUACAAAUAAAGCUAGCUUAUUGCUAUCAAAGUCUGGAAAAGCCGCAAUGCCAAGUGGACAGGAUAGCAAUGGCUCUGUACCAGCACCACCAGCAGAGCCAGCACCAGGGACACUACCACCACCACCAUCAACUGACGGAACGGUAAACACGCCAGCUGGAGGAUCAGGGACAUCCGCUGGAGGAUCAGGCACACCAAGUAGUGGAACGACAGACUCUGCAAAACUUGGACUCGUUAAAAGAGCGUAUGUAGAAGGAGGAGUAUCAGAAGUAGAGGUAAAAGCAUUUGAUGCAACGACGGUAGCAUUGGAAUUGUAUUUGGAAUUGAAAGAGGAAUGCAAUGCUUUAGAACUAGAUUGCGGUUUUAAAGAGGAUUGUUCAGAUCUUCAAGUUUGCGGAGAAAUAGACACGUUAUGCGGAGGAAUAAAACCAUUAGAAAUUAAGCCUCAUCAUACAGAGACAAUAACAAAUAAGGUGACGGAAACGAAGACGGAAACAAAGACAGAAACAAAGACUGAUGACAAGGCUGAUGAGAAGACCGGUACGAAAACUGUUACAGAAACCAAGACAAUAGGUGGAGGAAAAGUAACAGAAGAGUGUACAAUGAUACAAACAACAGAUACAUGGGUAACACGUACAUCAUUGCAUACGAGUACGACAACGAGUACGUCAACGGUGACGUCGACAGUGACGUUGACGUCGAUGCGCAAGUGCAAGCCUACCAAAUGUACUACUGAUUCAAGCAGAGAGACAGAUAAAGGAGAAGAAGGAAAAGAAGGAGAAGAAGAUGUAAAACCGAAUGAUGGGAUGAAAAUAAGAGUCCCUGAUAUGAUUAAAAUAAUAUUGUUGGGAGUGAUUGUUAUGGGGAUGAUGUAA
Pneumocystis carinii B80 is the source of this 3231-nucleotide messenger RNA. RefSeq lists its product as hypothetical. Bases 1 to 3231 code for a protein of 1076 amino acids. The record is from RefSeq and is a predicted model, not a curated record. The transcript has a single exon. NCBI's taxonomy places the organism in Eukaryota, Fungi, Ascomycota, Pneumocystomycetes, Pneumocystales, Pneumocystaceae.